AACAACUGUUGGUACCGCUGAUAUAGCAAGUACUAGUCGCGCGCGUGACUCACAAAAAUAACCAACGAAAUUUAUUCAUUCGUCCUUUGUGCCUCAAACGCCGGGAUAACAUGUGCAUUGGCCGAGCGGAAUGAGCGGCUGAGGAAAGAUAUACGUAAUGCAAUUCCGAAAAUGGACGAUCCAUGGACCGGACUCCGCAGGAUCCACCUAACCAAAUUCUUCCUCAUCUUCUGCUGCGUUCGUCUAGUCAACACCUGCGAGCUGCCUUCGCCCAGUAAAGAUGACGGCUACUUAGACGCCGAACUGAAACAAUACGUGGACAGUGUGUUUAGUGUUAACGAGCUCAGCAUAGUGCCGGGAGUUCGACUCGAAGAGAUCCAACAGCAAGGAAAGACGAACGGGACAUUCGAUGCCCGAUGCCAGAAUGGCAGGAGCUUGGAGAGCGUCGAGGAAUACGUGGAUAGGAAAAUCGACCAGUUCGCCGAGGGUCACGCACUGUCCGUCAACCUUCCAGAAACUGCCCGGUUCUUAUUCUCUUCAGGUGAGUUGAGCAAAGAUGAGUCUGGCAAGAGUUCCUUUCUGACCGGAUUCGGUAUGGGAUUUUUAGCAUUGGGCUUGAAGAAACUCCUGCUGCCAUUUGUUAUAGGUGCCCAACUGAUCAAGAGCGUCAUUAUAGCCAUGUUCCUGCCGUCGAUCCUGGGCGGCCUGGGCAAAAUAGUGGGCAAAGGCCUGUCGACGUUCUCCGGCAUCUCCGGCGCAUCGACGGGCUUCAAUAACCAACAGACCCAGCUGGAGGAUUUCGAAUUUAAAGACGUCGAUCCGUACAACAACGAAGGCGACGGCAUGGGGCACCAUUUCAACGAGGAAGCUUCCAAUACAAACAACCAGCUAGCUGCGUUAGAUGCCAAAAGAAACGACGGUACAACGGACAGCAGGACUUCGCCGAACCAAAGAGUUUCGUUCGCCACGCCUCACAGCGACAACUACUAUCUCAGGAGGCCCGAGAAGAAGACAAACUACAAAGUGUUCCACAAAAUCCCGUCGUCGUCGUUGCUGCUGACGAGUUACGAUCCGUUCUACAGUCCGCUGUUGUCGCGGCUCGAUGCGAUUUUCCAGCAGCUCGGUUUGGGAAACGCCAAGUCCCCGGAGACGGAACGGUGUCGGGAAAGACUGGUGUGCAUGAUGUACGCUAAUCCGACCAAAUACGCGCCCUACAGUAAUCUGGUGUCCGCCCAGCUCAGCAGGGAAUUGAACGAACUCCGCAAACCUUCGAACGACAAUCCCGAUAUUCUGAGAUUCUUCAGGUACAUGAAGGCUGCCAAAGACGGUCAAGAUGGAGUAAAAUGCGAAAGGCACGGAAAAUGCCCAUCUUUGACCACAAACAAACCUAGUCCCGCUAUGAUAACUACUUUUAAUGACAUUAAUAAAUUAGUUUCGGCAAGGAAAUUGCAAUAGGACGCCCGGGUGUAGAUGAGAUUUGUAAAUACAUUGGUGAUUGGAGGAAUUAGGUGGAAGAAUUUUAGUUACGAGUCGUUGAAUAAUUAAUUUUGAAAUCGAUGUAUGUAGGCAUAUUUAGGUUCUUCGGUUUUUGGGUAAAACGUGUGUGUCAUAAUGUCGAUUCAAAAUUAAAAUGCUAUACAUUUAAAGUGUUUGACUUAAAAGUCAAUUUCGAAUUGUAGAUUUAGCCCUUACUUCUAUUUCUUCAGAAAUGUAUAAUUU
Messenger RNA from Phyllotreta striolata, 1719 nucleotides. The record is from the annotation of a GenBank genome assembly. NCBI's taxonomy places the organism in Eukaryota, Metazoa, Arthropoda, Insecta, Coleoptera, Chrysomelidae.